Messenger RNA from Kockovaella imperatae, 2905 nucleotides. Its product is annotated as and other transporter-domain-containing protein. Gene Ontology annotation, biological process: transmembrane transport; carbohydrate transport. Gene Ontology annotation, molecular function: carbohydrate:proton symporter activity. The transcript is spliced from 14 exons. Bases 355 to 2850 code for a protein of 831 amino acids. The record is from RefSeq and is a predicted model, not a curated record. Gene Ontology annotation, cellular component: membrane. Lineage: Eukaryota; Fungi; Basidiomycota; Tremellomycetes; Tremellales; Cuniculitremaceae.
GUUGUUAGUUAGGGGCAAGGCUCAUGUCAUGGGAGAAGGUGGACAGGACAUUCUGCUGUCUCAGGUUACAGGACCCGUCCCGAUUGAUUAAGAGUUUCUCCACUCACGCUCUGUUGAGAGAACAGGUCCGCACACACUGACAUCUCAUGUCUGACUGACGGUGUGAGACGCUGAUCUCAGGUUGCGAGACACACGUCAGUCUAUAUUCGUCGCUCACGUUUGCCAAAACAUGGGACGUUCCCUCUCCACUUGUCGGUCCUCUUGGAUCGCAUGGAAGAUUCAUCUGUGUCCUGACUUCACCGUCAAUCGCGCUCGCAGCAUAUCAAGUACCCUGAGCUUCGUUGGAACAAGCCAAUGUCGAUCGUUCAGAUCCUCGAAGACUACAGCAUCACUUCUGAUGCUUCUGUACCCGUUCCCUCGACGCCGAGAUCACCAUCCAUCUUGAAAUCUCCAACUCCCCUGCCCAGCCCCGUGGGGGACAAAGGCACAGUCGCCAAGACGAUCUCUCAUCCCACUUUACCUUCUGUUUCCGACUGCCGAUUCACCUCAUCGAUCGAUCUUGACGGGUCAGCGUUGCCUCAACAACUCUCUCUCCAGAUCCACAAGGGGUCCAUUGGGUUUUCCGAAAGCUCCGUGACAUUCAACGAGCCACAUGUCUCCCGCAAACUAUCUACGUCUUCGCGAAAAGAAUCAGGAAGAUUUCGACCUCCUACACCCAGCCCAGUGAUAUCAAGUACACCGGUCGUUGGAUCCACCUCGUCUAUUGACCUGGGACCCACGAUGCAACACCAGGACGUAGCGCCGGUGAUCAUCAUUCGACACCACGAUGCUUCUGGACCUGGAUCGAUCUUGGACAACGGGCAAAGUGGCCUGAAGAUCCAGAUUGCUCAAGCUGAGGGUCAGUCAAGCGAGGAUAAGGAGAUUUCGAGCGCAACAAAUGCUGUGUCUAUGAUCGCCACUUCCGAUUCACGCUCAACGCUGUGUAUCCCUGAACAAAUUGACGAUGAUGAUGGACUGGGCGACCUAGGCUCGCCACGAAUGGGACUAAAGAUAGGAACGCAAAGUGUCGAAGCUCCUAUUGGGGAAGAGAACGCUGUUUCCAGGGCCGUGGACGAGUUUGGGGUUCGAGGCCACGCCAUCGACAAAGACAAAAAUGAGGUCGACACCUUCCCCGAGGACGGCCACCGAAGCCGGACACGUCUUCGACAUGCGAGACGCCAUACCUUUGUCGUCCUCCUCUACGUCAUUGCCGGGUUGUCACUUUUCACUCAAGGCUAUGAUCAAGGUGCCAUGUCGUCGCUGAGUAGGAAUUCAGAUUUCAGAAAGACAAUGCGAUUAGUCACGGUUUCCCCGUCUCAACGAGACAUUUUGGCUAUCGCCGGCAUCCUCGCAGUCUAUUUCAUUGGAUCCCUCUUUGGCGGAUUUCUCGGUGGAUGGACAGGAGACAAGCUUGGAAGGACGAAAGUCAUUUGGGCUGGAUGUAUUCUUGGAUUAGCAGGGGGAGCACUGCAGACUUGUGCAAAUAGCUAUUUGUGGCUCUGCCUCGCACGAGUCGUUUCCGGUUUUGGGACGGGUGGAAUAAUCGCCGUUAUCCCAGCUUGGUGUGUAGAAGUAUCUAGAGAGCAUCAUCGAGGGAGAGUGAUAGCUUCAGCCUUCUUCUUCAAUAUUCUCGGUGUAGCGGUAGGCUUUUGGACGUACUUUGUCUUGGCUUUCAAAACGACCGCAUCGGAUCAGUUCCAAUGGCGCUUUGCCAUCGCGUUCCAGCUUCCUUUUCUUCUACUCUUGUUCGCGCUUCUGCCAUUGAUGCCAGAAUCUCCAAGAUGGCUCACUCGAACGGGCGAGACAAACGCAGCACGAAGGAUCUUCGCAGCCUUAGGGCAAUAUGACGAAGACUCUGUGGAAAUGCUUAUUCGACAAAUCCAGGACGAAACGCUCGUCAGCGCCAUGCGCAGGCGUUCAGCUGCUAAUAGACCCGGAAUCAAGCGAAGAAUCUUCCUGGUGGCCAUGUUGCAGAUCUGGCAGAGAUUGACCGGUUUCACCAUCGUGACAUAUCUCGCUGCGCAAAUGUACAGGACUGCAGGGUACAAAGAUAACACGGCUGCCAUCUUGCAAGGAGCCAACCUAUCAUUUUACGCUUUGGCAGGGCUCAUACCCAUCUGGACGUUAGACAUGAUAGGGCGCAGGCCUUCACUGAUGAUGGGAUCUCUCGUCAUGGCUCUCGCGCUUGGUAUCUGUGCUACAUCCUCCCACUACCUUAUCAACGUCAAGGACAUGAUGAAUGCCGGAGGAUGGGCUGCAGGUUUCUGUACCGGCUCGAUACUGUUUUCCCUCGCUCAUGCCGUUUCUUGGAGCAACAUACCUUGGAUAUACACAGCUGAGGCUUUCCCCUUGGUCUCUCGAGCUCGGGGUGGCAGUGUGGCAGUAGCUGUUUGGUCAUUGUCAAAAGGGGGCAUCAGUCUGGCCUCACCGUUCCUGUUCCAAAAGAUCGGGUCAUGGACGUUUGUCCUCUUUGCAGGUACUAAUCUGCUCGCCAUACCCUUUACGUUCUUCUUUCUACCUGAGACGAAUCGCCAAGGCGUUGAGUCUGUACAUAAGCUGUUCGAACGCAGUGGGCACUUUGUCCAUCAUCGCCAUCGACACCAGUCCCGGUCAUCCAUUGACGCCAGAAAAUAUGAUAUUGAGAUCCCUCAGAUUGCCAUUCAAGUCCCUUCGCCUGCCCCACAGGAUAACCCGCUCGCCAUCCAGGCAAAUCCAUCAAAUGUACCGAGCGAGUUUUCUAUCGCCAUGCACCCUCGGACCAUGGAGGCUUACGCAGCACACAAAAAGAGCCGAUUGCCCCGGCGCGACUGAGGGCUAUGCAAUCGGCAAGCACAAUGACAUGAUCAAAUGUCUGUAUGUGAUGCAG